Messenger RNA from Meyerozyma guilliermondii ATCC 6260, 945 nucleotides. RefSeq names its product bifunctional AP-4-A phosphorylase/ADP sulfurylase (gene APA2). Bases 1 to 945 code for a protein of 314 amino acids. Gene Ontology annotation, molecular function: ATP binding; ATP:ADP adenylyltransferase activity. Lineage: Eukaryota; Fungi; Ascomycota; Pichiomycetes; Serinales; Debaryomycetaceae. The record is from RefSeq and is a predicted model, not a curated record. The transcript has a single exon. Gene Ontology annotation, biological process: nucleotide metabolic process.
AUGGAUUAUAAUCUCGAUGAAAAGUUUCUUCAGGACUUGACCAGCACGUUCGAUGCUGCUGUUGCGAGUAAAGCCGUAGUGUACAAUGGCUCUGGCACAAGCAAAGUCGUCCAGAGAGAGAUGAACGGUACCACAGUCAACUUUCAGAUUACUGAGCUAACAAACUUGACUCACCGGCCAGACAAUAUGUCUGGCAAACCAUCCAACAAUCCGUUCGAGAACCCAGAGCCUGAAUUGACUGUACGGCCCACAUAUGGCGAGCAAGGUGAAUUCAGAGUAGUCUUGAACAAGUUUCCUGUCAUUCCACACCAUUUUUUGCUCAUUACCAAGAAGUAUGAAUCUCAAAACAGUCCUUUGUCUCCAAUUCAGCUCUUUGACACGAUCCGUAUACUCAUACACUUGAAGAAAUCCUCUACUAAAAACUGGUUUGCUUUCUACAACUGUGGCCCAGAAAGUGGAGCGUCUCAGCCGCAUAAGCAUAUUCAAUUUUUAACGUUGCCAGAGAAUUUCAUUUCAUAUCCUGAAAAGAUGAUAUCUACUGCUGCCCCGUUCGUGCCAGACUCCCAGAAUGAACCACUUCAGGAUGCUAACUUGCCUUUUGCUCAUUUCGUGGCUAAAUUUCCAUCUAUUGAAAAACUUGACAAAGAAACUGUUUCAAUGUAUUUUGCGUCCUUGUUGCAAGCAGUCUUAAACGUUCAGAACCGGAAUGACUCGAAUCAUAUAUCUUACAACGUUGUACUCACGACCGAGUACAUAAUGCUUGUUCCGCGUUCUCAUGCGAAGUAUGAAAGCUUGGGAGUAAACUCGUGUGGAGCUUUGGGAUUGUUUUUAUGCAAGAACUCGCAAUUAGUGGACAUGAUUGAAAAGGUCACCCCUGAGAAGAUAUUGCUCGAAUGUGGGUACCCCAACAGCGCAGACUUAAAAUUCACAGAGUACGACUACUAA